CUCGAUUUCUGCACCGCGCUGACCCCCAGACAGCCAGAAGCCGCCUCCAUCAUCAGCGGCGACUGCAUCUGUGGGCCUCUUCCAUGGCCGACUCGUACUCGCUCGUGCUGUGGGGCAUCUAUGCCUCCUCCGUUGUCGUCUACGCGACCCUGCAGUUCCUCAAGGCCCCCUUCGGCAAGUUCCAAGACGCUCGGUUCGGGCCCGUGCUUCCGGGUCGUCUGGGCUGGUGUCUAUUUGAAUCGGUAUCGCUGUUCGCAUGUCCGGCGUCGUAUUUCCUGGCUGCCCCGCCUCAAUUCCGGACCGCCACUCAACUCGUCGUCCUCUCGCUGUGGGUCGUCCACUAUUUUCAUCGCUCGUUCGUCUAUGUGCUGCGUGCCCCAAGCAUCGCACCGACUGGAGUCCUGACGGUCGUCACGGCCAUAGUAUACAAUCUCGCGAAUGGCUACGUCAACGGCAUCGCCAUAGCCCGCUUUGGUGCAGGGUCCGACAGCGAGCCCCUUCCUCUGUCGUUCUACACAGGCUUGGCACUGUUUUUGCUCGGCAUGGGCAUCAACAUCCACUCGGACUCGAUUCUCUUUGCCUUGAGACGCAAAAAGUCCUCCACCGGACAACGCUACCACAUUCCGCGCGGGGGGCUUUUUGAGCUUGUUUCCUGUGCCAACUAUUCGGGCGAGAUCCUCGAGUGGUUCGGAUGGGCACUGCUCAACGGCCUCAGCGGCGGCCCGCUGUCGUUCCUGGCUUUCACUCUGGCGAACCUGGUGCCUCGGGCGGUCUCCCAGCACCAAUGGUACCAUCGAACCUUUGGCAGCGCCUAUCCGAAGAGCCGGAAGGCUGUAUUUCCAUUCCUGUAUUGAUGUUGGGGUGUCGAGCGUCGACGGCCCGUCCAUCGAACAGGACGAGCCUCAUCAUCGCUCAGAAAUAUAUCGAGAAUCCGCUUCAAACAAGUGCUCGCUGGUCCAGUCUCCAUCUUCGAAAGCACCGCGG
Polychytrium aggregatum is the source of this 984-nucleotide messenger RNA. Its product is annotated as 3-oxo-5-alpha-steroid 4-dehydrogenase-domain-containing protein. Lineage: Eukaryota; Fungi; Chytridiomycota; Chytridiomycetes; Polychytriales. Gene Ontology annotation, biological process: steroid metabolic process. Gene Ontology annotation, molecular function: 3-oxo-5-alpha-steroid 4-dehydrogenase activity. Bases 84 to 854 code for a protein of 256 amino acids. Gene Ontology annotation, cellular component: membrane. The transcript has a single exon. The record is from RefSeq and is a predicted model, not a curated record.